AGUUUCAACGUUACAGCUAGUUACCAGUACCAUCACGCACGGUCAUUGGGGUUAAUAUCGUCUUUCUGACAUAACCAUCACAGUUUCCGACUUUGAACCUUUCGUGUUAGGUGAGAAUAAACUUCUUUCCAUCGGAUGUCACAGUUUGCUGUCAGUAAGUUAUCUGCUUUGUGAGCUUAUUUGCAGUGGUUCGAUUAGAAAACACAAUCGGAAUUGAGGAUUUUAACCAGCUUAUCACGGAAAGGAUUACUUUAGGAUUAACUGGAGGUGAAUCAUGGAUGACGAAAUGAGUGAAAUAUCGGACACAAGUCCUCUCCCUCCAACCGAGGUAUACUACCAAACAUCUACAGACCAACACUCAAAUUCAUGGAGAACGUUCAAAUUCGACGACUACACACAACGUGUAGUCCUUUCCGUCUUCUUCAUCAUCAUAGCUACUCUAGGAAUUUUCGGGAACAGCAUGGUUGUCCUCGGCGUUAUUCUGUGUCGCAAACUUCGAACAGUGACAAACAUUUUCGUGGUGAACCUCGCCGUUGCCGAUCUACUCACGGCGUUGACGAUUCCUUGGAACGCGGUCGCGCUGCUCAGCCGAAGCGGUUGGCCCUUACCAGAGUGGGUGUGCGUUGUUGUCGCGUUGGUGAGUUUCACCUGUGUGGGUUGCAGUCUCUUUACCUUGGCUACUAUCGCCAUCAAUCGGUGGCUCGUCAUUACUCAGAGUUUGAAUGCUUUUCGAAGAGUCUACACUCCGGUCAAUUUAACCUUUAUGAUUCUGGCCAUAUGGUCUGUGCCAUUCCUCGUUGCACUGGUCCCACCAAUGGUCGGUCUCGGAGAGCUUGGAUACGCCGAUAAAUACAGCACGUGUUCCCACAAGACCACGCACCCGUUGUCCGACUACUACAGCGUUCUACAAACCCUGAUAUUCUACCCAGUCCCACUCGUAAUAAUUAUUGUUUGCUACGUGAAAGUUUACCUCCAUGUCAAACGUCACAUGAAGGCAAUGACCGAGCAAGCCGAAGGAUCUUCUACGUCCAUGCAUGCAAGUUUAAAACGACAAUCCAGCCAGCAACAACUUCGUUUAAGCAAACGACAGGUCGAGAUUACCAAGAAUCUCUUUUACGUAGUCCUCGCAUUCUUGAUCUGUAUCACACCGUACGGUGUAGCACUUAUGAUUCCGCCAAGCGACCCAGCUAUACCAUGGACGGCCGCCAUCUUACUUUGUAAUAGCUGUGUUAAUCCUAUGAUUUAUGCAACCAAACAUCCAAACUUCAAACUAGUUUUUAGGUAUAUGCUGACCUGUAAAUGCCACAGAAUUCCCGAGCAGUCGGAAUUCCUUCGAUCUGUGCGUUACCUAAAUGCCCGCCGACAAUCACGUUAAUGGAGGUAUACAUAACCCUGCUUCGAAUAGUAGCUUAUUAAAGUGAAUUUACUUCAGAUUCGUGCGACUUUGAUGCUUCAACCAUGAGAGUGACGCCUUAAAAAACGGAGGGAAAAUGAGCAAUGUGAACAUGUCGAAAUGGCUAGUUUGUAAUUUUCCAUGACAUAAAUUGUUGGUCCUCUGGAGCGGGAUCUGAAGGUAGCUCAACUGAAGUCUAUCCUGGAAAAUAAGCCUAUUAUGAGAUGAAGCAGAGCGAAUUUGUGUUAUGUUCAUGAGCAACAAAGAAUAUUCAACAAUGCACGUUGCAAACCCACUCAGUUCUUCUUGAACUCGUCAUCGAAAAAUUAGGAGUAUAAUUAUGUGCCACAUUUUUAAUCGGUGACUAGUGUUGAUCGUCCUCAUUACUCAUAAUCUUGAGGAGCAUUUUUUUUUCGUUGCAGCAUAGAUUCAUUGGUCUAUAGGUAAAUAGUGUUUGUCGGGCGAAGCGUUCAAAAAUGGAUGCCAAAAUGUUCAGUUGUAUAAUUACCAAGCACCUGUUUUGGCCAAAUCUAUCCAGGUUCUAUACAGACAAAAGUCAAUGAUCACCGCCGCCACAUCACAACAAAAUUACUCAUAUGACAAGAUUAUUCUCCUUUGUAUAUCAAUAUUCAUUUAACUUUCGAGGGGUAUAGCAACGAACAAUUGGGUCUGCCCCCUGUUUUUUAUCAACGAAAAAGUCUAGUCACAAUGCAGACUACUACUACCUAUAUUUACACUUCUUCUUCUUCUUCUCCUCCUUUUACUUUUUAUCCUUCUUGAUUUCUUUUUGUUUAGCCAUCAGUCGUAAUUCACUAUUUUUGCCACUCGCACAGCAAUCUAAAUCAUCCGUUAUCUAAGGUAGAUAUCAAACUGUUGGGACAAUUCAAUUUCCUUUGUUUGGUAUGUUUGAGCAGAAUUUAUGUCUUGAAAAGCAAAAUGAUUAUAUUUCUGUGAAGAAAUACAAGUAUCCAACAUGUUUUUGUUGAUUUUUUUUUCCAUCCAUUUACACUGGAAUGGACCUCAACUAAGGUGAUAAGCAGAUUAAGAGAAAUGCGGCAAAAAAAAGAUGAAAAUAUUUUUUAAAUGGAACUAGAUAUGAGAAGUUUGUGUUGUUUCCGUUAAAUGAAACAGAUAUAGACAUUUGAAAUGUUUAAGAAAGGACAAAUUUCUCUAUAUUGGACUUGUGGCCUUCCCCUUUAAAAGUAGGCCUUCAUUUUCCUCGUCGUGUAAUACUUGCCACCAUGAAUUAUGAUAAAAUAAUAAUUAUUAAAUUAUUCAUGUGCGGCCUAUUUGAAGUCCCCGUCGGCAUAUAGUGACUCAACUUACAAACGAAUAAUUUUUUAAGUUUUGUCCAUAUUUGUUCAGACUUUUACUUAUGUACAUGUUCAUCUCUUAUCAUUUUCUGUUAAAAAUGCUUUCUCUUUGUGCUUGUUCAACAAUAUUUUACCAUAUACUCUGAUAAAAAUCGAGUAAAUAUGUCACUCCUCAGAAAGAGUGAACAAGUGAUUUUCAAUUGUUGAGUGAAUUUGACCCUUUUUAAAGUGAAAUUUGUGUGAAACGUUAUGAUGUUCACUCUUAAUCCACUCCAAAUUGAGUGGUCCUUGACGUCACUACCAAGGGUAGUGAAAAAGGAGUGAAAAUUUACUCAUGUCUUUCAGAGUGUAUACAGAUUUCCUAGAAAAUCACCUGUUGGACAUUUAUCUUCCCCCCCCCCC
This is a messenger RNA of Lytechinus pictus (painted urchin), 3108 nucleotides long. Its product is annotated as 5-hydroxytryptamine receptor 4-like. Lineage: Eukaryota; Metazoa; Echinodermata; Echinoidea; Temnopleuroida; Toxopneustidae. Gene Ontology annotation, cellular component: membrane. The coding region runs from base 275 to 1375 and encodes 366 amino acids. Gene Ontology annotation, biological process: G protein-coupled receptor signaling pathway. The transcript is spliced from 2 exons. The record is from RefSeq and is a predicted model, not a curated record. Gene Ontology annotation, molecular function: G protein-coupled receptor activity.